Molecule: messenger RNA, 1600 nt
Organism: Myripristis murdjan (pinecone soldierfish)
Lineage: Eukaryota; Metazoa; Chordata; Actinopteri; Holocentriformes; Holocentridae
Gene: macroh2a2
Product: macroH2A.2 histone
Exons: 9
Coding region: 226-1347 (373 amino acids)
Biological process (GO): nucleosome assembly
Cellular component (GO): nucleosome
Molecular function (GO): protein heterodimerization activity; structural constituent of chromatin; DNA binding
Source: RefSeq, a predicted model, not a curated record
UAGCACAGAGCCAGCCUCCGAUCAGACUACGCUGCCUCUGGCCGGAGUUGUGUUUUUUUUUCUAGCUUGGGAAACAAGAUACGCACAAGGACGGCAAACAAAUAAAACAAACGCACAGGGAAGACGGUCAUUCCUCGGGGGAUCUGUUUCUCUGCCGUACAGGAGGGUCGCAGGCCGGCGCCGAUUCGUGUGAAAGGAGGACAAAACAGAGCGAGCUAAGGCAGGAUGUCAGCCCGAGGAGGAAAGAAGAAGGCCACCAAGCUGUCCCGCUCGUCCCGGGCGGGCGUCAUUUUCCCCGUGGGGAGGAUGAUGAGGUACCUUCGCACCGGGACGCACAAGUACCGCAUCGGCAUGGGGGCGCCCGUCUACAUGGCAGCUGUCAUCGAGUACCUGGCAGCUGAGAUCUUGGAGUUGGCAGGGAAUGCAGCGCGGGACAACAAGAAAGGCAGAAUAACUCCGAGGCACAUCAAGCUGGCAGUGGCCAACGACGAGGAACUCAACCAGCUUCUAAGGGGCGUGACCAUAUCAAACGGAGGGGUUCUGCCUCGGAUCCACCCAGAGUUGCUCUCCAAGAAGAGGGGAGGCCGGGUGAAGGUGGACACCCAGGUGACCGUCCCGGAGAAGCGAGAGGAACACUCCAAGAGCAAGAAACCCAUCAAACCUGUCAAAAAAGGCAAAGGCAAACCGGGCCGCAAGCCAAGGGUCAGUAGGAACACGGAAAACGACAAAGAGGCUGUAUCAAACUCCACAGCAGAAGACGGUCCAGGAGACGGAUUCACCAUCCUCUCAGCAAAAAGCCUGUUCCUUGGACAAAAGCUGUCACUAACAGAGAGCGAAAUCGGCAAAAUUGGGACGAUUAAGGUUGAAGGAAUAAUUAACCCCACAAACGCAGACAUGGACCUCAAAGACGGAGUGGGCAACGCCCUGGAGAAAGCUGGGGGCCGAGAGUUUCUGGAGGCAGUCAAGGAGCUGCGGAAAGCACAGGGGCCCUUGGAGGUUGCAUCAGUGGCGGUGAGCCAGGCCAGUGGGAUGGCAGCGCGGUUCGUCAUCCACUGUAACGUCCCUCAGUGGGGCUCAGAGAAGUGCGAGGACCAGCUGGAGAAGACGGUGAAGAACUGCCUUUCAGCAGCAGAGGAGAAGAAGCUCAAGUCUGUUGCCUUCCCCUCGCUUCCCGCUGGACGGAAUGGAUUCCCAAAGCAAACAGCAGCCCAGCUCAUCCUCAAGGCCAUCUCCAACCAUUUUGUGUCGUCCACCACCUCCUCCCUGAAAAACAUUUACUUUGUCCUGUUCGACAGCGAGAGCAUUGGAAUAUAUCUUCAGGAAAUGGCCAAGCUGGACGCCAAGUGAGGAUGAGCAGCAGCGAGGAUCUUGUUUUAGGGGGUGUUUUUCUAACUGUUGCAGUUGUAUUUCAAGAUGGUUUGUUUUUGUUUUUUUUUUUCAGGUGGUGUAGAUAGGUGACAUAGGGGUUUUGAUGUGGAAUCUGCUUCGGUAGAAGAGAGAGAAAAAAAAAAAAUCCAAUUCGUGAGUGAAGUAUUGUUCACGUUUAUGUUACACUGUCUUUUAAAGAGACUGCAUUCUUUUUAGAUUAGAUAAUUUAAUC